This is a messenger RNA of Staurois parvus, 333 nucleotides long. The record is from the annotation of a GenBank genome assembly. Lineage: Eukaryota; Metazoa; Chordata; Amphibia; Anura; Ranidae.
UCACUGGGUCCCAGCUGGAGAUUCCCUGCUGGCACCCGGCCAUCGCCGAGUAACACUGAUAGGGGAGAGACCUGUGUAUGCUGCUGUGUAUUUCUCUGCACAGCAGAGAAAUACACAGCAGCAUGUUUCCCUAGUAAAACACACACAGCACAUUAUGUAAAACAGCACACUGUUAACCCUUUGUUCACCCUAGAUGUUUACCUCUUCUUGCCCAUUGUCAUUAGUACAGUAUCAGUGCUUUUUAUUAGCACUGAUCACUGUAUUAGUGUAAUUGGGAUGUCAGUGGCAGUUAGUCAGUUACCACCCAGUGUCAGAAUGCCCAUCACAGUCCCG